This is a messenger RNA of Paramuricea clavata, 456 nucleotides long. The record is from the annotation of a GenBank genome assembly. Lineage: Eukaryota; Metazoa; Cnidaria; Anthozoa; Malacalcyonacea; Plexauridae.
AUGGAUGAAAUAAUAUGCUCAACGUCAACAAAUACUUCAUCUGUACCUUUCUGUGACGAAAUUAUUAAAACACUUCCGAAGAAAAAAGCUCGAGGUGGUGGUACAGCUUGUUAUUUCCCUGGUUGUAGCAAUAGUACGAGACGAAAUCCAUCCUUGUCUUUUCACAGAUUCCCUAAAGACCAAACGUUAAGAAACCCAUGGAUAGAUAGGAUUGGACGGAGUGAAUUCACGCCAAACGACCAUCAUCGUGUGUGUUCGGAACAUUUCCCUGAUGGCAAAAAGAUCUACUUCAACAACAUACCAACCGGUACCCAUGCAGAUCAAACGCCAAACCUGCUUCAUCAAAGAACAGUUCUUGCAGAACUAAGCAAUAACACAAACCAAAUUAACAUUGCAAUUGAAGUGGAUAAAGUCAACAAAGUACAAUCAAUACCGCAGAAAAAAAUAUCGAGCUAA